Drosophila innubila is the source of this 1041-nucleotide messenger RNA. Its product is annotated as INO80 complex subunit B. The coding region runs from base 89 to 976 and encodes 295 amino acids. Gene Ontology annotation, cellular component: Ino80 complex. The transcript is spliced from 2 exons. Gene Ontology annotation, biological process: chromatin remodeling. The record is from RefSeq and is a predicted model, not a curated record. NCBI's taxonomy places the organism in Eukaryota, Metazoa, Arthropoda, Insecta, Diptera, Drosophilidae.
UCUAGUGCCACUAACAACUACAAUUGAGCAUCCAAAUUGAUUGCAAAUCAAAAGAAAACCAUUCGAAUUCAGCUUAUAUUACCUAAGCAUGGGGAAAUUAGACGAUCGCCGUUCCAAGCGUAGCAAACGACAGAAACCUGCAAGAUUUGCAUCCCCUACAGAAUCGGCGUCAUCGCCAAUUCAAACAAGUUUUAUAUCCGAAUCAGUUGAAGUGGUAACGACUCAAACAGCGGCCGCACCUGCUCAGAGUACCAAAAGCAUUGAGAUUUGUAGCCAACGACCUGGACCAGUCGUCAGCACAAAGACACCUCCGCCAGCGCCAACGUUGGUUGCAAAUGCCGCAAAGAAGCAAAGAAAACGUCGCAAUAGCGACACCUCCAGCGAUGAAGAACGCUGGCUAAACGCCAUCGAAACUGGCAAGCUGGAGGAUGUCGAUGACGAGUUGAAGAAGAUAAAGGAUCCAAAGCUGAUGACAGCACGCCAGAGAGCCAUGUAUGAACGAACGCAAGAUGCGGAACCAGCAUUGGCUGGAUUUGUUGAAGAGCUUAUCGCACUGCCCAGUGGCUACAGGGAGAAGGAAAAGCCCCAGACGGCCGAGGACAUCCAGAAGGCGGCACUAAAGUCGCAGAAACGAAAGCAACAAGCUGACGAGCGCCGGGAGAAGGACAAACAGAAGACCAUGGAGCGAUUGCUGAAGAAACAGGAAAGCGGGAAACAACGGUCGGCAGCCCGUAACAAAAACAACCAAAAGCAGACGCAUCCAUCCCUUACAUAUAUGAAUACCCUGGAAGGCGCCUACAUUAUAGUGCCCCCGGGACAGGAGUUUCCCCUGGAAGCACAGUCUGCGCUCACUCCGCCUCCAGUUCAGAUGUGCGGUGUCGCCGGGUGUGGCAACCGCAAGGCUUAUAGCUGUUCCAAAACAAAUAUUCCACUGUGCAGCUUGGCGUGCUACCGCAAGAAUCUUGCCGUUGCCUAAAGAAGAUUGUUGCUACCAUUUAGGUAUAGUUAAAAUAAAUGUUACUUUAUUGAUUCAUUAAGAAA